UUAGAAAUUACACGAGACACCGGGUAAACGAAAACGAAAGUAGGAUCAAAUUUGUUAAAAGAUUCAUGUUUCUUUUAUGGAGUUUUACUUAAGAGUUAAAUAAGAAUGGCCGAAGGGAGUUCCUUUCCGUCGUUUACAGAUGGCUCUGAUGUCUGUGCUGAAAACUCUUGCACACCUUGCGGCGAGGGCAAUAUCAAUGAAGAAGCUGUAAAAUAUUGUCAUGAGUGUGAAGAGUAUCUCUGUACAAGAUGUACAAGUCAGCAUACGUGGCAAAAGGCAACAAAAACACACAAGUUGGUUGAUAAAAAAGAUGCCAAACACAGUCUUGCUGUUGUUAAAACCAAAUGCCUCUAUCAUCCGGACCGAGAUAUAGAGAUGUUUUGCAGAAAACAUGAUAUGGUUUAUUGCGCCAUGUGCAUAGCAACAGAUCAUAGAGUUUGUGAACAGGUAGACAAAAUUGAAUCCAAGUUAACGUCCAGUGUAAAUCAGACCGAGAUUAAUCACAUAUCUGGUGAAAUAGCGACAGCUAAGGAAACCUUAAUAAGUGCCACAGAGAAACAAAAGCACAAUUUGGCUUCACUUGAGGAGGAAAGGAUCAACAUAGACAGGACAUUAGAUGAUAUUGAGGAAAAGAUGAUACAUCACAUCAGAAAAUUGAAACAAGAGGCAAAGCAAUCUGUAACCAAAAAGUAUGACAUGAUGAAAUUAGGACUUGAGUCUGAAAUUAGCACAUCAUCUAAUAUGAUUGAGUCUUUGAAGGAGGGUUUACAACACCUGAAAUCAAUUGAUAGUCUUAAUCCAGAGCAGCAAUUCAUUCACAUUAAACUGACAAAGAAGACUAUUACAAAUGCCAGAGAAUUAAAUACACAAACCGAUUCUAAAGGAAUAUGUUCAAUCAGUUUUACAGCUAAUAAUGCAUUAGCAGAAUUUGUUUCAUCAGUUGAUUCGUUUGGUCUUGUUCAAGAAGGCAAGCAACUGACAAAACCAAAGCAAUACAAACUGAAGGCAAUGAAAGAUAUCAAUGUAAAACUUAACAAUGAUAAAAGUGCAUGUAAUAUCUCUGAUAUAUGUCAACUAUCAGACGGAAGAAUCGUGCUAACGGAUCAAACAAACAGGAAUGUUAAAAUGCUUGACCUUAACUACAACGUCAAAGACAGUUGCGAAUUAGAUGCCGGUCCCACUGGUAUAUGUUGUAUCAGCAGCAAUGAAGUUGCAAUUAAAAUGACCAAUAACACAGUCCAGUUUGUAUCUGUUGAAUCAUCUCUGUCUAAAACCAGAUGCUUUUCAAUAUCAGGCGGGAUUUAUUAUGGAUUGACAUAUUGUGAUGGUGGACUUUGGGUAUCUACUGGUGGUGGUAUUAACAUAUAUAAUACUGCAGGUACUUUGAUCAAAUCUCUUGAUAAAAAUCACGAUGGUAACAGGAUAUUUAAGUCCAGUACCCAACAUAUGUCUGUCACUGGUGAUAAGGUGAUCGUUACAGAUUGGUCUGAUGGUGCUGUAUGUCUUAAUAAAGAUGGUACAGUGAUGAGGGAACUGCGUGAUAGUAGAUUGAAGAAUUCUAAAGGUGUAUGUGUAGCUGAUGAUGGUACCGUGUUUGUAUGCGGAUACUAUUCCCACAAUGUUGUGAUGUUCAACAAAGAUGGGAACUGUAAAGGAGAGUUAGUAGCGGCAAACUGUGGUUUAAAGAAGCCUUUAAACAUGUGCUACAAUAAACAUAAAAACACGCUCAUUGUGAUAACGUACGGGUCAACUACAUUAAAAGUACUUGAGUUUGAAGAAUAAAACAUGUUGUCAUGUUCAUUGAAUACAAAAUAAACAUUUGUAGGGAUAGGUGCAUUAAGAUUUCUGAUUUUAAUUUUAUGAAGAUGUAUUGGUCACAUGUUAUCAGUUUUGUUUAUAAUAUGAAAUUACUGAAGACUUUAGUGUGAGUGUGAGUUUAUUUAUUCAAUAUUUUGUUGUGCCCGUUCAUGCCUGAAAAAAUGCACGGAGGGUCACCUGAAGUCUUCCUCCACCAGUAAAGCUGGAACGUCGCCAAAUGACCUAUACUGUGUUCUAAAUCACCAUCCCCGGGUUGAGAAGCCGAUAAAAGAAUAUUGCCUUUUAACAGUUUUAUAUAAUAUAAUUAUAUAUUUAGUAAUAUAACUAGUAACAAGUCACUUUUAUUUUGACGUGUUUACCAAUUUACAACCUAAUACCAUGCCAUGUAAAUUUUGUAUAGUUAUAUAAAUAUGUUGCACUAUAUUAAUGUAACUGUAAAGAUCCUGUAUGUUUUGUGAAUGAUAUUGUUACUGUGUGUAUACCACACUUGCAAAGAGUUAUAUUUGUAUAUAAUUAUGCAAGUAGAACAAUUUUCAAACAUCGAAGAAUAUGUAAAAUGUGUACUGCAAAUAUUUGUGCACAUAUAUUUAAUCAAUAAAUUAUAUGCAUUCAUUUCUUAUUGGAAAAUUUGACUUAGAAUUUAUAGAAAAUAAAUUAAAUUACUUAUUACCUCCCUUUAUUUACAUGUAAUGUAAAAUUCGGUAAUAUCUCUAUAAAUAAUGCUUAUUGGAACUUACAAUAUUGACAAAUCUUAAUUUGAGCAUCAUAUUUAUGAAAUAAAACCUUAAAAAGUUGUCUUACAGGAUCUUUAAAACGUUUUGACUUAAAACAAAUGGUCUGUUAUAUUAUGUGCCGAAAUAGAUUUUAGAAAUAUGUCUAUCUAUUUUAUGUUAUGUUUGUUACUUAUAUACAUUUGUAUUCAAAUA
Ruditapes philippinarum (Manila clam) is the source of this 2744-nucleotide messenger RNA. RefSeq lists its product as uncharacterized. Gene Ontology annotation, molecular function: zinc ion binding. The record is from RefSeq and is a predicted model, not a curated record. The transcript is spliced from 3 exons. NCBI's taxonomy places the organism in Eukaryota, Metazoa, Mollusca, Bivalvia, Venerida, Veneridae. The coding region runs from base 106 to 1782 and encodes 558 amino acids.